Messenger RNA from Staurois parvus, 305 nucleotides. The record is from the annotation of a GenBank genome assembly. NCBI's taxonomy places the organism in Eukaryota, Metazoa, Chordata, Amphibia, Anura, Ranidae.
CCCCUGACCCUCUGUCUGGACAGUGCUGAUAGGUCCUGUGCUUAUCACGUGCACUCUCCCAUGAAAAAAAACAACAACCUCUCUAGCAAUACACACCAAACUGAGCAUGUGCACAUUGUCUCCACAAGAUAAGUCUUAUCAGGAGAGGAGGGUGACACAGGAAGAAGAGGAUCAGAGAAGACAGGAUCAAACAGCAUUUUUACACAAUUCAGCGGAUUACCUCCUUAGGUUCCACAGUGAGUAUAUCAAGGAUGCUUUACUGCAUAUAACAUACUGAUUUUACUGUUGUGGGUUUAGUAACACUU